AUGGUUCAGUGGACUGCUGAAGAGAAGUCUGCCAUCCAGUCUGUGUGGCAGAAGAAGGUCGAUGUUGAACAGGAUGGACAUGAAGCACUUAGCAGGCUGUUUCAAGUCUACCCCUGGACCCAGAGGUAUUUCAGCUCCUUUGGAGAUCUCUCUAACCCAACUGCAAUUGCUGGUAAUCCUAAGGUGCACGCACAUGGCAAGAAGGUUCUAGGAGCUGUUGGCAAUGCCGUCCAACACCUGGACAACGUGAAGGGUGCUCUGCAAAAGCUCAGUAUAGAACAUGCCAACGAGCUGCAUGUGGAUCCUGUGAACUUUAGGGUACGUCUUGGAGAAGUAUUGGUUGUUGUCCUGGCUGCCAAACUGGGAAAUGCCUUUACUCCUCAAAUCCAGCAUGCAUGGGAGAAGUUCACUGCUGUCCUGGUUGAUGGUCUUAGCCACAGCUAUCACUAA
Staurois parvus is the source of this 450-nucleotide messenger RNA. NCBI's taxonomy places the organism in Eukaryota, Metazoa, Chordata, Amphibia, Anura, Ranidae. The record is from the annotation of a GenBank genome assembly.